Pristis pectinata (smalltooth sawfish) is the source of this 1850-nucleotide messenger RNA. It is a transcript of the gene ugdh, whose product is annotated as UDP-glucose 6-dehydrogenase. The transcript is spliced from 12 exons. The coding region runs from base 233 to 1735 and encodes 500 amino acids. Gene Ontology annotation, biological process: polysaccharide biosynthetic process; glycosaminoglycan biosynthetic process. The record is from RefSeq and is a predicted model, not a curated record. Gene Ontology annotation, molecular function: NAD binding; UDP-glucose 6-dehydrogenase activity. Gene Ontology annotation, cellular component: cytosol; nucleus. Lineage: Eukaryota; Metazoa; Chordata; Chondrichthyes; Rhinopristiformes; Pristidae.
CUGCCUGACGUCGUGCGUCAGGGGGUCGGUCGUGUUUUACAUCCCGUCACUUCAUUACUAUUCAUUCCAUGUUUUAGGUCAAAAGUCGAUCAUGCGCCGUCAAACACGGAAGAGGCAUUAAACUUUGAAUAGAGCGUCAACUCUGAAACUUGGCAGAAGGUAAAGCUCUGCUUGUACUCAAGUGGAACAGAGGCAUUGACCUGCUGCACCGAGGUUACUGUCUGGCUUCCAGAUGUGGGGCUGUAUGUUUGAAAUUAAGAAGAUCUGUUGUAUCGGUGCUGGAUAUGUUGGUGGUCCAACAUGCAGUGUCAUUGCUGACAUGUGCCCCGAGAUUUGCAUUACAGUUGUAGACAUUAACCAGGCAAGAAUAGAAGCCUGGAACUCAAGUACACUUCCAAUUUAUGAGCCUGGCUUAAAGGAAGUGGUAGAGUCAUGCAGAGGGAAGAACCUUUUUUUCUCAACUGACAUUGAUACUGCCAUUCAAGAAUCUGACCUAAUAUUCAUUUCGGUGAAUACACCCACGAAAGUUUAUGGAAUGGGAAAAGGCCGGGCUGCGGACCUGAAAUAUAUUGAAUCCUGUGCUCGAAGAAUCGUAGCAGUGUCAAGUGGGUACAAAAUAGUCACUGAGAAGAGCACGGUGCCUGUGCGAGCUGCGGAGAGCAUUCGCAGGAUAUUCCAGUCAAACAUAAAGCCAGACCUGACUCUCCAGGUACUAUCGAACCCAGAAUUUCUGGCUGAAGGGACGGCUAUUAAUGAUCUGAAGAACCCAGACCGUGUGCUGAUCGGCGGUGAUGAAACACCGGAAGGUCAGGAGGCAAUUCAGGCACUUUGUGCGGUGUAUGAGCGUUGGGUGCCAAGAAACAAAAUCAUCACGACUAACACAUGGUCCUCAGAACUUUCCAAGCUGGCAUCCAAUGCAUUUCUUGCUCAGCGAAUAAGCAGUAUAAACUCAAUCAGUGCUCUGUGUGAGGCAACUGGUGCUGAUGUUGAGGAGGUUGCUCGUGCUGUAGGCAUGGAUCACAGAAUUGGAAGCAAAUUUCUCAAAGCCAGUGUUGGAUUUGGAGGGAGUUGUUUCCAGAAAGAUGUUCUAAACCUUGUGUAUUUAUGUGAAGCAUUAAACUUGCCUGAAGUGGCUCAAUACUGGCAGCAGGUGAUUGACAUGAAUGAUUACCAACGGAGAAGGUUUGCAUCCCGAAUUAUUGACUGUCUCUUCAAUACUGCAACAGAUAAAAAGAUAGCUCUCUUAGGUUUUGCUUUCAAAAAAGACACUGGAGACACACGGGAGAGUUCCAGUAUCUACAUCAGCAAAUACCUACUGGACGAAGGUGCAAAUCUUCACAUCUUUGACCCCAAAGUUCUCAAAGAGCAGAUCAUUCGUGACCUGUCACAUCCCAACAUAUCUCAGGAUGCCUCUGGCCAAGUCUCUCACUUGGUCACGAUCUGCAAUGAUGCAUAUGAAGCCUGUGACAGAGCUCACGCUAUUGUCAUCUGUACUGAGUGGGAUGAGUUCAAGCUGCUGGAUUAUGAACUCAUUCAUAAGAACAUGUUAAAACCAGCUUUUAUCUUUGACGGCAGGCGUGUUCUAGAUGAUCUGCAUCCAAAACUUCAGAAAUUGGGAUUCCAGGUUGAGACCAUUGGCAAAAAGGUCACUGUUCAGAGGAUUCCUUUCACACCCACGGCUGAAGUUCCUAAGUUCAGUCUACAGGAACCUCCACCAAAGAAAGUCAAGUUGUAAAUUUGGAGAAAUAAUGUUCAUUUAUCUUUUUGAAUGUGCAUUUACACAUAUAGGAUAAAUGUUAAACUUCAUUUUUAAAAUUGGUUUUUAAUUAAACAAAGCAUAAACAACCUAA